Messenger RNA from Podospora anserina S mat+, 1143 nucleotides. RefSeq lists its product as uncharacterized. The record is from RefSeq and is a predicted model, not a curated record. Gene Ontology annotation, molecular function: O-methyltransferase activity. The coding region runs from base 1 to 1143 and encodes 380 amino acids. NCBI's taxonomy places the organism in Eukaryota, Fungi, Ascomycota, Sordariomycetes, Sordariales, Podosporaceae. The transcript is spliced from 3 exons.
AUGGAGUCCAUCUUCAAUCAGAUCAAAGAGCUCUACGCCAAGGCAGAGGAUGCCGGGAAAAGAGAGAUCCAGGGCUACAUCCGUGAGCUGCAAGUUGGCUUCUAUUCAGACUGGGAUGUUGUUAUGAGACUCACCAGCGGGCCUCUUCAACUGGCUCUGGCCAAGAUUGGCAUCGACCUCAACAUUUUCACGACCCUCACACAGAGUGAUAUUCCCGCGCCUCCUUCGUACCAUGGCAGCAUUUGGCCUCGUGAAAGAGACCGGGAAGUACGAAUACACCGCCAGCGCCUUCACCAAGGUCUUUUCGAACCCCAAUGCGGCGGGUGCUAUUUGCCAACUGUCAGUCUCCCUCUCAACGACUCCAGAACGGCAGAAGCUAACUAUUUCUGUAGCUUCGAUAUUCCCGGCCCGUGUACCCAGGCCAUGCCCGACUUUCUCGCCGAGACCAAGUACCAAAACAUCACCUCCAACAAGCAGACCGUCUUCCAGAAAGCCUUCGACACUGAUCUGACGCUCUUUGAGUGGAUGCCUCAACACCCAAAGCACAUGAAGAGCCUAGGCCACCUGAUGGCACUGGAACGCCCAGUUCAUUGGGUAGACAAGUAUCCCGUCGAGGAGAGGCUCGGUUCCCUUGCCACCAAACCCGACGAGGCCGUCUUGGUAGACGUAGGCGGCGGUUUUGGCCAGCAGGCCAUCGCAUUCAAGGCAAAGUUUCCCAACCUCCCCGGCCGCGUUAUUGUCCAAGACAUCCCGCAAACUCUGGCGGGUGCCAGGCCGGUUCCGGGCAUUGAGUUUGUCGAGCACGACUUCUUCGGCCCACAGACUGUCAAGGGGGCCAAGCUGUAUUAUCUCCGUCAUGUGCUCCACGACUGGCCCGACAAGGAAUCUUUGCAGAUCUUGAAGAACAUCAUUCCUGCCAUGGGCCCGGACUCGUGUUUGAUCAUCGACGACGUGGUGCUUCCUGAAAUGGGCGUGCCUUGGCAGUCGGCGUACAUGGAUUUGAUUAUGAUGAACAGCUUGGGAGGCGUUGAGCGAACUAAGCCUGAGUGGGAGGCGCUGUUGAGCGAGGCUGGGUUGAAGAUUGUGGAGAUUCAUCAGUAUGACUCCAAGAUGCAGUCUAUUAUUGUCACGGUUCCAAAGUAA